This is a messenger RNA of Phytophthora infestans T30-4, 1551 nucleotides long. RefSeq names its product Delta(5) fatty acid desaturase, putative. The transcript has 3 exons. The coding region runs from base 1 to 1551 and encodes 516 amino acids. The record is from RefSeq and is a predicted model, not a curated record. Gene Ontology annotation, biological process: lipid metabolic process. Gene Ontology annotation, molecular function: oxidoreductase activity, acting on paired donors, with oxidation of a pair of donors resulting in the reduction of molecular oxygen to two molecules of water. Gene Ontology annotation, cellular component: membrane. NCBI's taxonomy places the organism in Eukaryota, Oomycota, Peronosporomycetes, Peronosporales, Peronosporaceae.
AUGACCACGGAUGACAUCACACUCCAAUUCGCACUCACGGCCGGAAAGACCAUCGGAACCUCUGCUUCCCCUGCAUUGUCACCACUAAUUGACGAAGUAGAAGCUGCCAUGGCCCCUAUCGAGACCGAGAAGACCAUCGUUAACGAGGGUCUUUACCAGCGCAAGACUGCUGCUGAUGCAGCUACUAACAAGUCUGCCGCCACCUACACGUGGCAGGACGUGGCCAAGCACAACACAGACAACAGCGCUUGGGUCAUCAUCCGCGGAAUCGUAUACGACGUAACUGAAUGGGCGGAUCGCCACCCUGGAGGCCGUGAACUCGUGCUGCUGCACUCUGGUCGCGAGUGCACCGACACAUUCGACUCGUACCACCCAUUCUCUAACCGCGCCGAGAAGAUCCUGGCCAAAUACGCCAUUGGCAAGCUUGUCGGAGGCUCCGAGUUCCCCACCUACAAGCCUGACACAGGUUUCUACAGGGAAUGCUGCGACCGUGUGCACCAGUACUUCAAGGACAACAACCUGGACCCUCGCAGUCCGUACUCGGGUCUGUUGCGCAUGCUUUUCGUGGCUAUCCUUGGUGCGGUGUCCUACGUGGGUAUGAACCAGCUGCUGUCCGACAACAUCUACGCACACUACGCAUGGGGCGCCCUCUUCGGUGCGUGCCAAGCUCUACCUUUGCUGCACGUGAUGCACGAUGCCUCACACGCGGCCAUUACCAGCAGCCCUACAGGCUGGAGACUUAUCGGGCGUCUUGCAAUGGACUGGGUGGCCGGCGCCAACAUGGUGUCUUGGCUCAACCAGCACGUUGUGGGCCACCACAUCUACACGAACGUUGCGGGAGCUGACCCUGACCUUCCCGUGGACUUCAAGAGCGACGUGCGUCGCAUAGUGUACCGCCAGGUGUUGCUUCCAAUCUACAAGUUCCAACACAUCUACCUACCUCCGCUCUACGGCGUGCUCGGCCUCAAGUUCCGUGUUCAGGACAUCUUUGAGACGUUCAUCUCCCUCACCAACGGACCGCUACGUGUGAACCCCCUCUCUAUCGGUGACUGGGCUGAAAUGAUCAUCUCCAAGGCCUUCUGGGCGUUCUACCGCAUCUACAUCCCGCUGGUUGUGCUGCAGGUUAACCCCGCUCGCUUCUGGGGUGUUUUCCUUCUGGCCGAGUUUGUGACGGGCUGGUACUUGGCCUUCAACUUCCAAGUUAGUCACGUGUCCACGGCAUGCGACUACCCUGGUGGUGAUGAGGAGGUAUCGGCUAUCGAAGACGAGUGGGCUAUCUCGCAGAUCAAGUCAUCGGUAGACUACGCGCACGGCUCGUUCCUCACGGCGUUCCUCACGGGUGCACUGAACUACCAGGUGACCCACCACCUCUUCCCCGGCGUCUCGCAGUAUCAUUACCCUGCUAUCGCCCCGAUCAUCAUGGACGUGUGCAACAAGUACAAGAUCAAGUACACGGUGCUGCCUACGUUCUCAGCGGCUCUGGCUGGACACUUUGAGCAUCUCGUUGUCAUGGGAAAGAUGGGCAAGCGUGUGACCGUCCACAUGGGCUAA